Messenger RNA from Oncorhynchus masou masou (cherry salmon), 1793 nucleotides. RefSeq names its product heterogeneous nuclear ribonucleoprotein K-like. Gene Ontology annotation, molecular function: RNA binding. The record is from RefSeq and is a predicted model, not a curated record. Lineage: Eukaryota; Metazoa; Chordata; Actinopteri; Salmoniformes; Salmonidae.
AUCAGUGAAAGAAGACAGACGCCCUAUUUUGCGGCCGACUGUAAUGGGAAGAUUGUUCAACCAAUUUCAGGACAAAAAUUGGCUGUGAAGAACACGGUUUGGCUGCAGCAGAUCCACAGAGAGGAGCCUGUUCACAUUUCACCGCUGGUGCAAGACAAUGGAGACAGAAAUUGAGCAGCAGGAAGAAGAGACCACGUUCAGCAACACUGACACUAACGGUAAACGCCCUGCCGAGGACAUGGACGAGGAGCAGGCCUUCAAGCGCUCUCGCAACACAGACGAGAUGGUUGAGCUGCGGGUACUGCUACAGAGCAAAAAUGCUGGCGCCGUUAUCGGAAAGGGUGGCAAGAAUAUAAAAGCCUUACGCACAGACUACAAUGCCAGUGUAUCAGUCCCUGACAGCAGUGGCCCAGAGCGGAUCCUGAGUGUGAGUGCAGAUAUUGACACUAUCGGAGAGAUUCUGCUGAAGAUCAUCCCUACUCUGGAAGAGUACCAGCAUUAUAACGGGAUUGAUUUUGACUGCGAGCUGCGUUUGCUGAUCCAUCAGAGUUUGGCCGGAGGAAUCAUCGGGGUGAAAGGUGCCAAGAUAAAGGAGUUAAGAGAGAACACCCAGACCACCAUCAAGCUGUUCCAGGAGUGCUGUCCUCAGUCCACUGACCGUGUGGUUCUGGUUGGAGGGAAGCCAGACCGUGUGGUUGAAUGCAUCAAAGUUAUCCUGGACUUGGUAUCUGAGGCUCCUAUCAAAGGGCGCGCCCAGCCCUAUGACCCCAACUUCUACGACGAGACGUAUGACUACGGCGGCUUCACCAUGAUUUACGAAGAGCGGGGCCGGCGGCAUGGGGGCUUCCCCAUGCGGGGCAGGGGGGGCUUUGAACGCAUGCCCCCCGGCCGCGGGGGCCGACCUAUGCCCCCCUCCAGACGGGACUAUGACGACAUGAGCCCUCGUCGGGGACCGCCCCCUCCCCUGCCAGGUAGAGGAGGGCGUGGAGGGAGCCGGGCUCGAAACCUGCCCCUCCCCCCACCCCCACCCCCAAGAGGAGGAGGGGACCGGUUCUCCCACCAGAGUUAUCACGGCAACAUGGACGACAGACCAAACAGCGACAGGAGAGGAAGACCAGGAGACCGCUACAACAGCAUGAGUGGUGGAUAUGGUGACAACAAUUCCUCGUGGGAGCCCUUUCAGUCUGGUGGCCGAGGGUCAUACAGUGACAUCGGGGGUCCCGUCAUCACAACACAAGUGACCAUCCCCAAAGAUCUGGCCGGCUCCAUCAUCGGGAAGGGCGGCCAGCGAAUCAAGCAGAUCCGUCACGAGUCGGGAGCGUCCAUCAAGAUAGACGAGCCACUAGAGGGCUCAGAGGACCGCAUCAUCACCAUCAAUGGAACACAGGACCAGAUCCAGAACGCCCAGUAUCUACUGCAGAACAGUGUGAAGCAGUACUCUGGUCGGUUCUUCUAAACAGGAAAGUGGAGUGAAGCCAAACUGCCAUGCGCAUUCUCUCCCUCAGAGCCAACAUUCCCCUGCUUUGGGUAGAUGUGCUCUCCCCCGGUCAUUUAACACACCAUCUUUUAAUUAGAAGAAGUUUGGAAAUUCUCUCAAAGCUGUCGAAUGAAUCCCUGUUAUUUUUAGCGCUGCUUGUUUUUUUUCUGGAUUCUUGUGCUGUUCUGUACUUGGAGUAAACUCAUGUGUUCUCUCUCCGCCUCCCCUGAGCCACUCCUCCCCCAGAGUCAGUACAGCAUGCAGAAUGUAAUCUUGUUUUGUAAGGAACAUUUUAUGAUUAAAAAAAUAAAUGUAG